GGCGGACUCACUAAACACAAGUGCUUCGUUUGUAAAUUAUGUCUGGGUGUUGGAGUGUGCCACUGGCUAGCCAUAAAUUUAAAUAACAAAUACAUCGUUUGCCUAAUAUAAGAAAUGUUUCAUACUUUUACUUUUGAUACUGAAAGUAACGUUAUAUUUUAGCAAUGACAUUUAAAACCAAAUACUUUUGAACUUUUACUCAACUAGUAUUUUACUGUGUGACUUUCAUUUUUACAUGAUUCAUUAAGGUACAGUAUCUUUACUUUUACUCGUAUGAUAAUUGGGUACUUUUUCCACCACUGUAUCUAGUGGAAAUUGGGAGAAAGAGACCCAGGGCAUAAAUGAAUGGAACUCAUGUUAGAUGUACAACAUAGCCAACAGGGGGAGACAAAGUGCGAGUUUACAUGUAAACCUGAAUCCAUCCAUCCUUUAAUCAAAAAUAAUAAUCGGUGGCAUGUAGCUAGGGUUGACGCUUAAAGUUAGCUAGCUAUGUGGUCAUGGAUACGGUGCCCAUGUUAUGAGAAACAACAGUGAAGCACAGCAAACUAACGUUAGCUAGCCAUACUGCGAGUUCGUUUAAUGGUAUCUAUUGGUAAGUACUGAGUGCUGUGAUGACCAGAACAAAGCAGACAGCAGAGCUGGACAAGCAUCUGGAUCCAGCUUCAGCUGCUAAGCUCACAGAGAAGAGCCCCGCUGACAGCAGCAAGGGGGGCACAGGGAUCAUGUCCCCCAAAAGUCAGGGGAGGGCAGGCACAGCAUCCCCCUACAAUCUGGCUCCGGCUCCCUUCGGCCUCAACCAGAACCACGUGGUGUGUCUGCCUCUGGUCUCCGAGCACCUGAAGCUCCUGUGGGCGUGCUCAGACCAGACCCAGGAACUGGACGGUGUGACUUAUCUCAUAGAGGCCUUCAACGUGUUCCCAUACCCGACCCUGGGGGAGACGGCAUCGCUCGCCCAGAGCUGCUCUCUACAUCUGGACCAGGUCAGAGUGUGGUUUAUGGUCCAGCGGCUCCGCUAUGGGAUCAGCUGGGAUGCAGAAGAGAUCUGUAUGGCACGGUGCAAGAUGUGCGGACCAAACCAGGCGAAGGACAAAAAAGAGAAAGAGGAGAAGGUAUUGCCUCCCCUCAGUAAGGAGGAUGAUGGGAGAAACAGGAUCGAACAUUCACCUGUCUCCACCUCCAAUCAGCUUAGCAGCCUGUCCUUCGAGUCCUCCUCACCCGUUCCUCGAAAAAGCCGUAAACACCACCUUGUUGUUGCACCCAAUAACUCCAAUCUGCAACACCCUUCUCCUCCACUCCCUCUGUGCUUAGUGGCGCCCCCCACAACCACAGGGCAAACCCUCGAAGCCCCCGACAAACCCCAGAGGCACUGUCAGGAUUUUCACUCAGAGCUGUGGCGGAGCUUCGGCCGUAACACAAAUCCUCCGAAGGAGGAGCUCCAGCGUCUGCAGGCCCUCACCAGGCUCCACAUGAAGUACAUCCGCAAGUGGUUCUGCAACCGGCGUUUCUUGCUCCACCACCGCGUCAAGGCCGACCCAGAGUCUGAAGAGAACGGCCAGUCACAGUCCAACGACCUCCUGUCGUCACAGACACAGCUUAUUCAGCGUCUGACACAACCACCACCGCCAACUGACAGCAGGGUCAGACCAUCACCGGCAAAGAAAAGGGUCUGUCAAGUAGAUGAUGUCGACUUCCUAAGCAGGAGCCGCAAUGGUAACCCUGUCCAUGGCAACCCCGCUAACACCCCCCACCAGAUUAGGUCAAACUUGAAGGUGAAGGAAAAAGAGAUAGAACCAGCGGACAUACAGAAGAAGACUGGAGCAGCAGACAAAGAGAAAACGGCCAGAGCUGGAGCUAAGAGAUGGACAAAGAACGUCAAGAAGGAACUGAAGGAGGAGCGGAAAGCGGUGGGGAUCACCAAAUUCAUCGAUGACGACGGAGAAGAACAAGUUCUCAAAAUGGGCCCGUGGCCGAAGAACAAGACAAUAGCCCAGCUGGAGCUCCUGAGACACUUCUUCCUCACCUGCCAGUGGCCCACCAAAGGGGACUACACGCAGCUGCAGCAGCAGACAGGCCUCUCGCGGAAAGCUCUCACCCAGUGGUUCGGAGACACCCGCUACUACGUCAAGAAGGGCAUGGAACGCUGGAUGAGUGGGGAAGAGCACCAGAAGGUCCUGGCGCAGAUUAGGGGGAAGCAGAGGCAACGGCAGAGGGACUGGUUGAUGACUGAGGAAACCGGUCCAUCAGGGUCCUCCUCCGUGCCGUCUUUUGCUUACCGUGACUCAUAGUGCUAAUGGGGAGGCUGGCAGGGAGGAGGAUGGAGCUGGGACUUUGAGACCUAUGAAUGGCGUGAAGCUGGAGUGACCGCUGGGACAGACUUGGGGUACUCAAUAGUAUAAAAAGGCUUCUUCUCCUUUGUGCUCUCUCCUCUAGGAGCACUGAUCCAGCAUGGCCUAACAGGUGAAAUGUUAUUUGUUGAAACUUGAAAUCUGAAACUCACCUGUCUGCAGUGAUGGAAAAGGAAGCCGAGUAUUGAGUCACACCCCUGCUGUAAUGCUGGAGAGGCCUGGAGGGUGCUGAAAAGGGCUACAUAUUAGGAAUUGUCACGAAUGAGGCAGCAUUCUGUUUUUAUGUUACAAGUUGUUAUGUUUAUGAUGUUCUAGUCUACUUUAGUUGUAGCACUAUUGAAACUGGCACUUCCUGUUCAGUUAUUCAUUCAAAUGGCAAUUCAUGUUUCAAGUUCCAUCACGAUUUUAUGCUGGGAAGUUUCUAUGACAUUGCAUUGAUGUUCCUUGUUUGAUAUGUUCAGAGUGUAAAGAAUUAGGGAAACUACCAGACCUGCGACAACCUAUGUCCUUGGGUGCAUCCCAAUAAUCUCUCCUUCCUCCUGAAGUGUGCACUUGCGCAUUCAUUUCUCCCCAUAAAGUUAAAAUCAUUGGAGUGAUGUAAGACAUGGGCUAGGGGGGAGUCCAUUAAGGGAAUUGAACAAGUGCACACUUUGGGAGAACAGAGAUUAUUGGGACAUAGCUUAAGGUGUGGUCUUAUUGGUAGUAAGAAAGUAGAUCAUUUAUUUUGAUUUCAGAGCUAGUAUGUGGAGUCGUAUCUGGUUCUUUGUGUGGUGAACAGGUUUCUUCCCAUUUGUGAAUAAAAACAACUGUUCUCCUUGUUCUGCAA
Messenger RNA from Oncorhynchus tshawytscha (Chinook salmon), 3171 nucleotides. Its product is annotated as zinc fingers and homeoboxes protein 1. Bases 612 to 2285 code for a protein of 557 amino acids. Gene Ontology annotation, cellular component: nucleus. The record is from RefSeq and is a predicted model, not a curated record. Gene Ontology annotation, molecular function: DNA-binding transcription factor activity, RNA polymerase II-specific; DNA binding. NCBI's taxonomy places the organism in Eukaryota, Metazoa, Chordata, Actinopteri, Salmoniformes, Salmonidae. The transcript is spliced from 4 exons. Gene Ontology annotation, biological process: regulation of transcription by RNA polymerase II.